This is a messenger RNA of Carassius carassius (crucian carp), 1576 nucleotides long. RefSeq names its product VIP36-like protein. Lineage: Eukaryota; Metazoa; Chordata; Actinopteri; Cypriniformes; Cyprinidae. Gene Ontology annotation, molecular function: D-mannose binding. The record is from RefSeq and is a predicted model, not a curated record. Bases 35 to 1099 code for a protein of 354 amino acids. The transcript has 8 exons. Gene Ontology annotation, biological process: endoplasmic reticulum organization; endoplasmic reticulum to Golgi vesicle-mediated transport; Golgi organization. Gene Ontology annotation, cellular component: Golgi membrane; endoplasmic reticulum membrane; endoplasmic reticulum-Golgi intermediate compartment.
CAAGGGGCGGGCAUUUUGAAGUGAGCGAGGAAAAAUGGCGGCCAUCGUGAUGAAGUUGAACGGGAUUAUUUCCACAACAGUAAUGAAUUUACCGUACAGUCUGCCAAAUAAAAUAAGAUUAUCUACGUUAUUAUUAUUCAUACUCGCUUUUACGAGCUAUAGCUCAGGCGAAAACACAUAUGAAGAUAAUGCUUACGAAUUUCUCAAGCGAGAGUAUUCGCUGAGUAAGCCAUACCAAGGACUAGGUUCCUCCAGCUCCUCACACUGGGAGUUCAUGGGAAACACCAUGAUCAUGCCCGAACACAUCCGGCUGACACCAGACUUGCAGAGCAGACAAGGAGCUGUAUGGAGUCGUAUUCCCUGUUACCUCAGGGACUGGGAACUCCGAUUACAAUUUAAGAUCCAUGGUGAGAGCAAGAAGAACCUGAAUGGGGAUGGCCUUGCGAUAUGGCUUACCAAAGAGCGAAUGCAAAAUGGUGAAGUGUUUGGAAACGCAAACUUUUUUACAGGUCUGGGUGUUUUUGUUGACACUUAUCCCAAUGAUGACAAGCAGCAUGAGAGAACAUUUCCUUUUAUCUCUGCGAUGGUCGGUAAUGGGAGUGUUGCAUAUGAUCAUGACCGUGAUGGACGGCCUACUGAUCUUGGUGGCUGUGCUGCUCACGUUCGUAAUGUUGAAUAUGACACAUUCCUCCUGAUCAGAUACAUGAAGAACAGACUCACAGUGAUGACAGAUAUCGAGGGGAAGCAAGAGUGGAAGGACUGUCUGGAUAUCCCUGGAGUGAGGCUCCCACAAGGUUACUACUUUGGCGCUUCAUCGGCCACUGGAGAUUUAUCAGAUAACCAUGACCUGAUCUCCUUCAAGCUGUAUGAGCUCACAGUGGAGCGGAGUCCUGAAGAGGAAGAGGACCAGCAGGAGAUCACGUUGCCUAGUGUAGACUACCGAGUGGACCCUAAUGUUCUUGUGGAGGAUGAAGGAAGGAGCAUCAUCACCACCUUCUUUCUCUUCAUUGUUUCAGUCGUUGUGCUGGUUGUAGUGGUUGUGGUUAUUCUCUUUUUAUAUAAUCACUAUAAAGAGAACCGCCGCAAACGCUUCUACUGAACAAAUCGAAGAGCAAGUGACGGGAAGGAAAUGGGACAAGAGAUCUAACAUAAAUGUGACUGGCAUUUUUGCAAUGAGCCACUUCUGGUCCUCACCACUGCCCCAAACAGGAAGGACCUAAAGGCCAACGCUGAACUAAAAAGCCAUACCUGACCUCUCCAAGUGAAAAGCAACCACCUCAAUCAUGAUUAUGAUUUCAAAAAAACUAUUCAAGGGUAUUUGAAUGGGUGUGCUUCUGUUUUUGAAGGUCUCUUCAGAUUUUUGUGCGUUUGCUGUAUUUUUAUACCAGUUACACUGACCUUGGCCUUGACCUUUCAAUCCAGAGGCAGCACUGAGAACUAUGUGUGACCACAUGUACAGAGAGAGACACAAUAGUUUAACAAACUAUUGUAUUCUCAGGUUGUCUACUGUAAUCCCAAAAGCCCUUGUUUUUUUUUCAAUUGGACUGAAAUGAAUUAAAAGAAAAUACGAACAUCA